Messenger RNA from Oryctolagus cuniculus (rabbit), 5328 nucleotides. Lineage: Eukaryota; Metazoa; Chordata; Mammalia; Lagomorpha; Leporidae. The record is from RefSeq and is a predicted model, not a curated record.
GUUCCUAGGAGUCAAGUUCAAAUCUGUGACCUUUAAAGAUUCGGUUUUUAAGUCCUGUACCUUUGAGGAUGUGACUUCUGUCAACACCUACUUCAAGAACUGCACCUUCAUCGACACCGUGUUCGACCACACAGACUUUGAGCCAUACAAGUUCAUCAACAGCGAGUUUCAGAACUGCUCCUUUUCCCACAACAAGACGGGGUGCCAGAUCACCUUCGACGAUGACUACAGUGCCUACUGGAUCUACUUUGUCAACUUCCUGGGGACGCUGGCCGUGCUGCCGGGGAACAUCGUCUCCGCUCUGCUGAUGGACAGAAUCGGGCGCUUGACGAUGCUGGGUGGCUCCAUGGUGCUGUCGGGCAUCAGCUGCUUCUUCCUGUGGUUCGGCACCAGCGAGUCCAUGAUGAUUGGCAUGCUGUGUCUGUACAAUGGGCUGACCAUCUCCGCCUGGAACUCGCUGGACGUGGUCACUGUGGAGCUGUACCCCACAGACCGCAGGGCGACGGGCUUCGGCUUCCUGAACGCGCUCUGCAAGGCGGCGGCCGUGCUGGGGAACCUGAUCUUCGGCUCCCUGGUGGGCAUCACCAAGGCCCUCCCCAUCCUGCUGGCCUCCACCGUGCUGGUGUGCGGGGGGCUCGUGGGGCUGCGCCUGCCGGACACACGGACCCAGGUCCUGAUGUGAGGGAGUCCGACGCGACGCCGCUGCGACCGGAAGCCUCGCUGCAUCUCCUGCUGCCCCUCCGUGUGACCACACAGGUGUCCCCGCCCUCCUCUCCUCCCAAACACCAGGGCCGCUCGCUGAGGGGCCCUGGCCAGUCCAGCUGCAGACGCGGUCGAGCUGGCCCGGGGCAGCCACUUGCUGCGCGUCUGUGCUGAGAGGGCGUCCCCAGCAGAGGGACAUUUCCUGUUUUCUGAGGGGACAGCCCGCAGUUCUCGCUGUGACAGCACGUGGGCGCAGCUGCGGCUGGGCAGGGCUCUUUGGGGCGAGCUGGUUCGAGUGAUGGAAGGUCAGGCUGUGCCCUCAGCUGGAAUCUGCGGGAGCUGCAUCUGCAGAGGGUGUGGCCUGUCCCAGGAAGUUUGAGAAGUGUGAGGCGUCCAGGGCCGGGACCUGUGGUACAGACAGCUGGGAAUGAGGUCAGCCGGAGAGCCCUGCCUCGAUUUCCCCUCACCACAGACGGCAGUCAGGGUAGGGCGUCUCUUCACCGAGCUGUGUGCCCCUCCCGGAAGCCUGGGUCCCCAGGCCAGCUCUGGGCUGGGGGCUGCGGCAGAUGGACGAGGCUCCCACCAGAGCCGUGUGGGAAGAGGGGCAGCCCUGGCCCCCGCCCCACCCUGCUUUGGUGACAGUCGCCGGUGGCCUCCCAGGCACAUCCUGUCCCUCCAGCUCCCCUGGGCUGGUGCCCCAUCCCUCUGCAGCCAUAGGGCCUGCCUCCUGGGGCGCACAGGGACAGGGACAGCAUCUGCUCGGCCCCCAGCUGCUCCACCUACCUCUGGAGUCUGCGUGGACCGUGUGACCUGCUGCUGCCCGAGCCGGUCUGCAUCAACCUUUGAGUUUGAAGCUCCCUCUGCCACUUCCAGGAUGAGCAGCAGCUGGGGGGGGGGGGGGGGGCAGGGGGCCUGUUUACACCUGAGUCCUCUCCAGGCCUUUGGAGGUGACCCUUGCUGUAGUGUGGCUCCGGUACAGCCCCGGCCUCUGCCUCCGCUCAGUCCCAGAGGCCCCGCCCCCCCUCCAGGCCUGCAGGUGCCCAGACCCCUGAGAAGCCACCAGUCUCCUCCCCCAGCCCCCCCCACCCAGUGCAGGCCUGGAGGGGAGGGGGGAGGGGGAGGCUCCCUGGGCAGAGCAUCAGGAAACUGAAACCAGGAACAGGGAAGACAACAGGAAGCCGGAACCCCCGUCGGGCCGGGACGGAGCUACCAAGAGCGAAGGGCAGGUCAGGAAGCCGAGGUUGCCGUCCCCCACCGCCCAGGACUGCCGACAGAGUCAGCCCCCGGUCUGCCGUCUGAGCUGAGUGCAGACAACCAGAUAGGCGCCUGGGCCCCUGCCCCGUCUUCGGAGGUGCUCAGCCCUGCCUUCUCCCACGGGGUCUCCCGAGCCACAGGGCACGGCUGCUCAGAGCUGCGUCCUUGUGAUGGGCCGUGUCAGCGGAAGCCUGCUUCCCGAGGCUGGCCUUGCUGCCCAGCCCGAGCCCGGGCGCCCAGGAAGGGGCUCCGGGCAGUCCGACACAGCUUGUCUAGGCCGCCUUUCCGCUGCCCUCCUCGCGUCAUUCUCCACCUCGGCUGUCCGAGCACCCGGGGUUUUCCGAGCGCACGGUGCCCGGCUCGCUGUGGGUUUAGCAGGAGAUUGUGCUUUGGCCGUGUGGUCAGACAGCAGGUGUUCCCACGUGUGCCAGCGGCUGGCCCCCCAGCACCCCUGCGAUGGGAGGAGAACCAGAGGCUGUGCACAGAUGCACCACUAGGGGGCAGCCGCACGCACUUGUCUGUGCUGCUGGUGAGAACCAGAGUGCUCCCUAGACCCCUGAAGGUCCCCAGGGUAGGGAGAUGGCAGCCGGGGUCCUGCAGCACCCAGCUUAUCUGUGGUGCUGCUUCCUGGGUGACCUCACACCCAGGGUCCUGAUGGGGAGACGAGAUGGAGGGGUUCUGGGCCAAGCUCCACCCCUGAGCCCGGUGCAGCCCAUGCACUGGGAGUAGGAAAUGGCUGCAUGGCUGUGGUCCUUGGCUUCCCCAUCUGUACAGGGAGGCUGGGACCCCCGCAGAGUGCCAUGAUGGCAGCUGUGUCUGCUGAUGGCACUGGGGCUAGACCCUCACGGACAAGCCCCCGCGGGGCUGGUGUGCAACCAAAGCACUGGGGAGUGCUCAGAAGCCCCGGGACUUCCUGGGGAGGUGGUCCCCACGUUGUCUGCUGCCAGCUCCCCAGGAACCUGAGCUCCGUCUCAUGUUGGCACCGGCUCCACAGCUCCCCCUGCCUGUCUAGGAAAGGCACCCAUGUUCCGAUCACGGCCCUGGCACAGAGACCGCUUCAGGCCUCAUCUUCCUGAAUCCAGCAUCACCCAGGCCCCAGCCAUCAGAACCGAGUCCUCGGUGGCCCCGUGCACCUGGGCAGGAUCCCUUCAUUCACAGAUCUCACCGAGUCAGACUUGGGGCUCGCACGGGCGUUUCCGUGGCUGGUCAGCAGAGAUGGGGGCGGUGGAGAGCGGGAAGAGAAGCCCUGGGAAGUUCGCAGAGAGGGGUCAGCGCCGUGCGCCCCCCCCCCCAACCCGGCCGUCACACCCAGAGUGCAGGGCGGGGCCCUUUGUGAUCCCCUCUGCCGCCAAAACAGAAGGCAGUGUUCCUGCUCCUAGUCCAGUGCCUGCCUGGCCGGGCACUGCGGCUCCGAGAACAGUGAGGCCACAUGCCAGGCAGCUGGGGGAGUGCACGCUCAGGGUUCUGGUGGGGGCCGCGUGCCCCCCAGUGAGGAUGAGCUCGGAGCAGAGCUGCCCUGUGCUCUGUGGGAUGUAGGCAGCAGGUCUGUGCCUCCUGUUUGGCGGGUGUGCAGUGGUGUCCUGAGGAGUGUUCUGUCCCCACGGUGCCCCUCGGGGCUGAGCCAGGGAGCAGGCGGAGCCAGGAGGCCCCCUCCGGAGCACAGCCAGCUCCCUCCUGACGCUGAGGGUUUGUGACGGAGCGAAACUGCCUUUGCGGGCCCCGUGCUCCGUGCUGGCCUUCCACCCUGCAGGAGAAGUGAGCUGGAAAACAGGGCCUGGCGGGCACGGCAGGGGUGCCGUCAGCUCUCGGCUGAGCUGUGCGUGGUUCGGACAGGGUGUCUGGAAGGAGCCCAGGACCCAUGGGGCUCUGGGUCCAUGGGAAGGCAGAGCACUCCUGCCCCCUCCAACACACACACCUCCUCCAGGCAGUCCACCGCCACUGCUCUCCCUUCUCUUCCUGAUCUUGUCACCCCCUGACAAGUGAGACAGAGCCUCACUGGGCCCUUGACCCCAGAGAACUGCAGAUGGUGCCCACGGUGAGGGUGGGAGCUGAGGGGCCCAGAGCUGACUGCUGGUAGCCAAGGAGUCCCCAGCCAAAUUCAGAAUUCAGGACGCCACCAUCCGGGUCUGCAGAGGGCCCUGCCCGGUGCUGGAGGCACAACCGUGUGCCACACACAUGCUCCCUGCAGAGCGGGAGUGCCCAGGACCCAGAGGGAGGUGGCAUGUGCCCUCUGUUCACACGUGGGGCCUCCAGCAGGCCAGCGGCACGCCUGGUGCAGGUGUGCCGAGUCCCCGGCCGCCUGGCGGUGACGGUGGGGGGGCAGGGGUCCCCUGAGGCCAGUGGUGGCUGGACCAGGCACCACGGGGCUCCUCAGAUCAGUUGGUGAUGAUGGGAAUUUUGAGAGCCAGUUGAAAAUCAUAGCCAUUGUUAAAAUUCAGUAUAAAUUUAUAUUUAGAUUUUAUUUAUGUACUGAGAGAAAAAGCUAAUAUAUAUGCAGCACGCUGCUCGCUACCGAUUUUGCCGCCUUCUGCUGUGACGCAGCCUUUGAGGUCCUCUGGCAGUGGGCAUGGCAGCCGCGGCGUCUGUGCACGUGCCGGCACCAGGAGUCCACGCGGGCUGCAGGGCAGGCGCUGGCGUGGGGUCGGCCUGGCCUGAGGGCCGAGGGCCCCACUGUGUGCGAGCCGUUCCUGCAGAACACGCAGGCGUGCUGGGAGCUACACAGCGGCUCCCCUCCCACGCCCAGGUGGGAAACCCUUCUUGCGCCCACUCUCCUCGCCCUGCAGCUUGGCUGCCGCUGGCCCCGUGUCCACGUCCGACCUCAGCUCAGAAUGAAGGUGCUCACUGGGCGCUGGCUCCGUGCACGUCUGCUGGGGUUUGCAUGCUGCCACUCGGGGCCCAGAAGAGCCUCUCUUCUCCGGAAGCUUCCGUGGGGCCCAGGCUAACCUCAGCCGCUCUCCCUGGUGUCGAGAUCUUGGAAGGCCGUGUCCUUGGCCCUGGUGUUUGGGUGUCCUCCUCUGUUUUCCCGUUUCCGAUGCUCUGUGAGUGUUCCUGUCUGGUGUGUCCCGGUGCCCCGUGUCCGUGUGCUGCAUGUGUGAACCCCAGUACAUCCUGCGUCUGGGGCUUUCUCCCUGUGUCCAGCCGGCCCUGUUGUGAGCUCAUCUUCCCAGGACGCCCUCCGUGUCUGAUUCCCGAUUGCCACAGUGUCUGUCCACACGCGAGUUCCCGCACACCCGAGCCCACUGUGCAGUGCGUGUCUCCCGUGUGGAAGUGUGUCCAGUCGUGUGCCAGGUGACACAUGCGUGUAUCCGCUGCAGAGAUGUUCCAUGUACGUCAGAUUAAUAAAUGAGCGGUUUUAGCUCCAUUCUACUCCAA